Danaus chrysippus (African queen) is the source of this 519-nucleotide messenger RNA. NCBI's taxonomy places the organism in Eukaryota, Metazoa, Arthropoda, Insecta, Lepidoptera, Nymphalidae. The record is from the annotation of a GenBank genome assembly.
AUGGUUUUCAAACGGCCUGAGUCUCUGCCCCUGGGGUCUACGUGGCGCCGGUUCAGCGUGUGUAACACUAACCUGGUGAUCAGGGACCUCACUGAGGACCUGCGGGAACCUGCUGUACAACUACUGGUCAAGUACUUCACGGCUCACGAACCGCCUUGCAAAUAUAUCGAGAUCAACAAACAUCCAACAGCGUUGGCGGAAUUGGAGAAGUUGUGGAGAAGAACUAUAGACGACCAGCUGUCUAUAGUGUGUGUGAAGGAAGAUGACCCCAGUGACGUCAUAGGGGUCAACGUCCUCACGGUCGCUGACAAAAAUGACAAGGAGGAGGAGUUUAAAUCGGAAGACAAGAUCUGGUCCAAACUGUUCGGGGCCGUAGACCUGGUGACGAGGGCCGUAGAUGUGUUCCAGACCUUCAAGGUGGACCAGUACCUGACGGCGUACGGCCUGGUGGUGGACCCCACGUGGAGAGGAUGGGGCAUCGGCAAGGAGAUGCUGCUGGCUAGGUGCGGUGCAUUUUAA